UUUUAGAACAGCAACCAGCCAUCUGUGCAGCUCUGCUUUCUGCAGAAGUUAGGAAGAGUGAAAAAGAAAUUUUCACAUUAAGUGAGUCUGACAUCACAUGUGCAGAAGAAGUUGUCAGGGCACUCAAGCCUAUGAAGGACGCCACCCUGGUGAUGUCAGAGGAGAGUAUGCCAACCCUGUCCAUCAUUGCUCCUCUUCAUGCCAAGCUUGUGAUGGGUGCACAAGAAAGUGUUGAUGAUACACCGACAGUAAGGGACAUUAAGACUGCCAUAGCAGAAGAUCUGGGAAAGAGAUAUGUAAAUGAGAGGGAGACACUAUGGAUGGCAUCAACUGUUGAUCCUCGGUUUAAGGACCUGCCCUUCCUGUCUGAAGCAGAGACCAGUGAGACCUAUUCCAGACUGUUGGACACUGUGGUGACUGUGAUAAAGAAGGAAAAAAUCAGCAAGAGAAUAAGGAGACUGACAAACAGGUGGAGGAAGAGAAUGCCACAGAGGAGGCUCAUCACCCACAUAUCAAAGACAGCUUUGACUCCAUCCCUCGGCCACCCCUAAAGAGACAGAGGACCUCAUGUGCAUUGGUGGACUUGCUCGGAGCUACGUUUGCCUCUACUAGUGACAAUACUGCACCAAAAUCAGAACAUGAUGUUGCUGCAGCUGAGAUCAAAAGGUAUAGAGAUGAGAC
This is a messenger RNA of Oreochromis niloticus (Nile tilapia), 681 nucleotides long. RefSeq names its product zinc finger BED domain-containing protein 1-like. Lineage: Eukaryota; Metazoa; Chordata; Actinopteri; Cichliformes; Cichlidae. The record is from RefSeq and is a predicted model, not a curated record. The transcript has 2 exons. The coding region runs from base 132 to 551 and encodes 139 amino acids.